AUGGCAGGUGAUACUCCUCCAAAACCUCCAUCCAAGGCGUUAGUGAAGAGUAAAUUACCUUCCAAAAUACCACCAAAGUCCGUUAAUACAGCACCGAAGAGAAAUUCAAGUAAAGUGCCAGGGACAGCCUCAAAGAUUCCAAUCUCAGCAUCGAAAAGUACUUCAAAAGUACCAUCUAAAGUACCAAUCUCAGCAUCUAAACUACCUUCAGCAGUGCCGCCAUCACCAACACCAACACCACAACAAAAAGAAGCAGAAGGAAAGAAAAGUCUAGCAGAACAGGUUCCAGUAAAUGUGGUACCAAUUUCUAAUUCUACCGUCUCUUCUACCGUAAAGAAGGAUGGAGAACAAUCUACUGCCUCAUCCUCUUCCAAAACAAAACUAAUACGUACAUCUAUGCUGGGACAAUCAUCAUCUCCACAUUCUUCUGUUUCAGAUAGAUCUCUCCAUUUUGCAACAUAUGAUGACACACUAAGUUCUGUAGAAACCCCUAGAGGGAUGCCUGGUAUUCUUGAUGUGAAAACUAGAGAAAAUCUUAAGGAACUUCAUGACGAAAAUAAUCUAUCAGUUAAUAGAGAUGGAACCAAUCAAGAACCAGUUUCUCCUAUUCUGUUGCAAAGCACCCAACCAUCAAGUCCUUUCUUGGCAGAUGAUACGGAGAUGGGCAAACAGAAGGAAGAUGUGAUAGGAAAUAAACGUAUCGAAGAUCAUGAUAAGCAAAAAAUGAAUGCAAAUGAACAACUUGUUAAAGCUGAAGGGCAUAUUACACAACUUACUGAAGAGGUUAUUAGACUUCGAGAAGCACUCAGUAAGGUAGAAUCUCCAUUGUUUGUUCAACAUGUUCUACAGUUGGAAAAUGAACUAAAAGAGGUACGAGAAAAAUUAGCCGAAGAAAGAACCUCUACGAGGUAUCAUAAAGAAGCCCACUUAGUGGCAUUAGGAGAAGUCGGUAAACUACGUGAAACGAUGGGUCAAUUUGGAACACAGUCUUCACUCAUUAAACGUAAUACUGAAUUAGAAGCGAGAAUAGAUGAAAUGACUAAAGAAAAGGUUGAACAGGAAUUAGAAAUCGCAAGACUUAAAGAAGAAGCUUAUGCUCUUAAAAUGCAAUUCGGUAACUUAUCCUUUGGUUCAGAAUAUAUUACAGUACGUCUUGCUGGUUUAUGUGAAAUUUGCCGUGAGAAGUUAAAUGCAGAAGCCGAAUACCGUGCCGUGCGGGAUAGACUCUCACAAUUAGCAGAGUCAAAGCCUAUAGGUGUUAUCCCGCCUUCUCUUUCAGAACCUUGGUCUCCUGAUACAGUAAGGAAACUUCAAAAACAACAAGAAGAGGUUCCCUCAUUAAACUCUAGAUCACAUACUUUUACGGCUCCUUCUUCUUUUUCUUCUGGUAUUUCCGGUGUUUCUGGUCGACAAGAAACAAAACAGGAGAGAGUCAUGUCUAGUCCAAAUGUAUUGGCUUCUCGUACAGUUGCUGAGAUGCAGGGCAAUAAAGUGACAGUUUCCGAGCGAUUGCAUGGAUGCGGAGUGAAGAGGAAUGAGUGGAGAGAACUUCUUGCCCCUGAUGGGAGAACUAUAUAUUACAAUACCAUAACGAACAAGUCUACAUUUGAGAUGCCAACAGAACUAAAGAACUUAAGAAAAUGA
This is a messenger RNA of Trypanosoma theileri, 1644 nucleotides long. RefSeq lists its product as uncharacterized. Gene Ontology annotation, molecular function: protein binding. Bases 1 to 1644 code for a protein of 547 amino acids. The record is from RefSeq and is a predicted model, not a curated record. Lineage: Eukaryota; Euglenozoa; Kinetoplastea; Trypanosomatida; Trypanosomatidae. The transcript has a single exon.